Nerophis lumbriciformis (worm pipefish) is the source of this 492-nucleotide messenger RNA. Lineage: Eukaryota; Metazoa; Chordata; Actinopteri; Syngnathiformes; Syngnathidae. The record is from RefSeq and is a predicted model, not a curated record.
AUGGGGGCUAAAGGCGGAGCCUUGUGGCACACCUUUGGUUAUAGGUUGGGAAACUUUCAGUGGGGUGAUCGAUGCCCUGAAGGCUGGACUCAGUUGAACAAUCGCUGUUACAUCUUUAUUGAGAAAACAUCGCCUUUUGAUAUAGCACAGGAGAGCUGUGAAAUUCUCGGUGGGGACCUGGUGUCCAUCCAGAAUGAUAUGGAACUUGCUGUGGUCAAUGAGCUCGCAAAAAAUGCUAUCGAUCUAAGCGACGUCUGGAUUGGACUCUCCGUAUUUGAGGUUGGCUCUGUAAUGUGGACUGAUGGCUCCGACACAGACUUUGCUAAAAUCGAGUUGAUUGACCUAAUGCCAGGAGGCUGUGUGGCGAUUGAUACAUCCGAUAUUGUGUGGAAAAUUGUGGAUUGCGACUCGCCACUGCCCUACAUUUGUGCCCGAGAUGUGUUCCAGUGUGCGUUAAUAUGCAAAGAAGAAGAUCAAGUGAUGGCUAAUUAA